CGCUACUGCUCAUCAUCAUGGACAAUCCAGCCUCUCCACGCACUAUACUGGCUCCAGGAUCCUCCCCGUCCGUCCAUGCUGCAAAUAAAAGAGGGUGCGCCUGUAUAUCCUCUCCCCACCGUUCCUACAUUGCCUUACACAAGCUGCAAUCCAAUUCCCCAUUAGACUUAUUUGCAUUCGGCCACGCAUCCCCUUGAAUCCCACUUGCAAUACAGGAAAUGAAAUGCCCCGCCACUCUGCUCUCCCUUGUCUACUUCUCCCCAGUCGCAUUGUCAUUGAGCCAGCGCCAGAUCGCCACAGAUCCUUCUGGCAAUAGUGCUGUCAUCCCAGGAUCUCUCCAGGGCGAUGGCGCCGGACAGCCACCAUUUGACACCAGUGCCCAGCAGCCGAUUUCUGAUCCUGGCGAUGCUGCCGGGCUGUUCCCAUUUGACGGCAACGGCCAGUCCCUGCUUUCUGCUGGAGAUUUCCAACAGCCCUCUGGUAGCAGACAGCCGCCAUUUGGUAGCCCUGGUCAGCAGCAACCCAAUGACACUAGCCAGCAGCCUGGAAGCAGGCCCAACACCAAUCUGCAACAGCCCACCGGCACCACCCAACCCCAGAGCCAGCCCACAGCUGUCCAGGACUCUGCUUCGUCAUCGCAGACCAUUCCAGCGUCAAUUCUAGAGCGUAUGUCGAGCCUGUUCAACUUUGGCCAGGAAGUAUCCCCCAACCCUGCUCCAUCUGGCGUGCAUCCUGGCCAGUCUGUGUCAUCGCCUUCCCGGAGCGCUGAGCUGCGGACCGAUAGUCUCUCCACGCAGCAGGAGGAAUCAGCAGAGACGCCCGGGGACCUCCACGCCAAUACGGGCAAUGUGGGCAGGUCGGUGGCUGCGUGCGCUGUGGCUGUUGCCGCUGCAUGCAUUCUUUCUGGAUCCAUCUAAGAGCCUCAUUCGUGUAUAAUUUGUCCAAUCUUGCCACUCAUCUCAGAAGUAUGAAUCAAAUAAAUACAUUACAG
Molecule: messenger RNA, 991 nt
Organism: Linderina pennispora
Lineage: Eukaryota; Fungi; Kickxellomycota; Kickxellomycetes; Kickxellales; Kickxellaceae
Exons: 1
Coding region: 219-917 (232 amino acids)
Source: RefSeq, a predicted model, not a curated record